This is a messenger RNA of Cryptomeria japonica (Japanese cedar), 486 nucleotides long. RefSeq lists its product as uncharacterized. The coding region runs from base 1 to 486 and encodes 161 amino acids. The record is from RefSeq and is a predicted model, not a curated record. NCBI's taxonomy places the organism in Eukaryota, Viridiplantae, Streptophyta, Pinopsida, Cupressales, Cupressaceae. The transcript has 2 exons.
AUGGAGCAGAGUGGUAAGGAUCCAGAGCAUGGAGAAAAAGACAAUAAACAGAAUGAGGAAUCGAAAGAGGAUAAGAUAGAGUUAGUCUCAGAUAAGUUUGAGAGUAAAAGAGAUAAAAAAUACGCAGAUAACAAAGAGGAAGGAGAUAAUUUUAACCUUGUAUCAAAUUCUCAGGAUCUAGAUAAAGAAACAGAUUGGUUCCAAGAGGCCCAACCUGAUAACAUUCUGGAUCAAGGGCUGUUGGAAAUCUCAUUAGCUUCCCCAGUAAAAGUAAAGCUGACCUUUCCGGAGGAAAAAGUACCAAAAUGGGGAGAUGAGGAAGACAUCAAAAAGGCACCGGGGAAGAGUGAAACAAAGCAGGAGGAAGAAGAAGCUUGGGGAUGUGAGGGCGCAACAUACUUCUCCAGGAAGACAUUCAAAUGCAAAAAAGAGAUCAAUGGAAACAAGCAGAAAUAUUGCAAAUGGAACUCAAAGAACCAUCUUUGA